This is a messenger RNA of Microthlaspi erraticum, 240 nucleotides long. NCBI's taxonomy places the organism in Eukaryota, Viridiplantae, Streptophyta, Magnoliopsida, Brassicales, Brassicaceae. The record is from the annotation of a GenBank genome assembly.
AUGGUGAAAACUUUCCAUGGGAAAAGAGGUAGGAGGAGGAAUAAACUCCCGAUUCGAAGAGAGCAACAACUCCCGCACCAGCAUGAGCCUCCAAUCGAGCAUGGGCUUCCAAUCGAGCCUGAGCCUCCAAUCAAUCAUGAGCCUCCAAUCAACGACGAAGCACCAGACAUCGAAGUUGAACCAGAAAUAGAGCAUGGAGCACCACUCGAGCUUGCAACUGAAAUCGAUCUUGAAAGAUAA